This is a messenger RNA of Periophthalmus magnuspinnatus, 2751 nucleotides long. It is a transcript of the gene ptcd3, whose product is annotated as pentatricopeptide repeat domain 3. The coding region runs from base 14 to 2023 and encodes 669 amino acids. Gene Ontology annotation, molecular function: ribosomal small subunit binding; rRNA binding; protein binding. Gene Ontology annotation, biological process: mitochondrial translation. The record is from RefSeq and is a predicted model, not a curated record. The transcript is spliced from 23 exons. Lineage: Eukaryota; Metazoa; Chordata; Actinopteri; Gobiiformes; Gobiidae. Gene Ontology annotation, cellular component: mitochondrion.
ACUUCGCAACAAAAUGGCGGCGCCUGGGAGGCACGUCGGGCAUUACUUACAUAAAAACGGACAAUUUCUCCUAAAUAGCAUCAAUAAAUUAUGGGCUGGCAGGAGCUUUCACUGGAGCCCUGUCCUCCAGCAACAAGCUGCUGAGGCAAAUACAGAAUCCUCUGAAAGCAUUGUCAUUCCCAAAAAGAAAACAUGGAGCAAAGUGGCAGUUUUAGAGGCUCUGGCUGCAACUGUCAAAAGGGACCCCACAGCGUAUCCAUAUCAAUUCCAAGAUGACCCCUACCUUUCUCCAAGAACGUCCUCCGAAUUUACCUUGUUCUCGCUCUCUCAAGAGUCUGGUCAAGCUGCAGCAAAAUAUUUCAUCAACAGCAACCCAAAGUUUUUCAUCAAAGACUUUGCAGAACCACAUAUACCAUUUCUGAUGCCAGAGUCUGUGUCUCUGAGCCUGGAGGAGUUGAGUGAAGCUGCUCUGAAGGAGAGGAUCAGUCUGAGGAGAGUCUCUGCAGCCGUGGAGAUGUAUGACCAGCUGCUGCAGAGCGGUCAAACAAUCUCCAUAGAAACGACCCAUGACCUUUUGGACCUGAUUUGUUUUUACUGUGAUCGAGAUCCAGUCGCCGAGGGAUCGCCCAACAAAGCGGGCUCUGAGGAGGGAGGGGAGGAGACUAGAAGAUGGAAAGGCAGGUUUCGAAAAGUAUCUGAGCUCCCGAAAACCACAUGGAAAGAAAACAACAAUGCAGAACGAAUCUUCAACUUACUCCUAGAGCGAAAUACACGCUGCUACUCAGCUCUGAUCAGAGGCAUGGUCAAGCAUGGUGCAUUCUCAAGGGCCUUCGGUUUUUACACAGACAUGCUCAACAACAGAGUCACAGGUGAUGUUCAUAUCUUUAAUGCGCUGAUAUCCGCUGCUCCAGAAGUCAGAGAGAAAUACAACGACAGAUGGGACCUCAUUGUUGAGCUGUUGAACCAAAUGAAGCAGCAGAAAGUUCCUCCAUCUCUUCAAACCUUUAACUCUGUGCUGAAGUCUCUGAGACGCUGUGGAUAUUUGGCCAAGAGUCACUCCCUGAACACGCUCAGUGAGAUGAAGGCUCUCGGCAUCGCUCCCAGUCUUGCCUCUUAUGACCACAUCCUGGCUGCUUUCUUCAGAUCAGGUGCUUCAACGCCAAAUAACACUGAUGUUUUAUAUGAGCUGUUCUCGGCGAUUGAGGGAACUCACUUCACGUGCCAGGAUCCAGAUGACGUCCUUUUCUUCAGCAGUGCUAUGAGAAUCUGUUUGGAAAAUAAAGAUUUGGAGUUGGGUUAUAAAGUCCACUCUUUGGUUGAAUUUGGAGAAAAUUGGAGGCUUCUGGGAGAUCCAUAUCAACAAAGCAUUUACUAUGGCCGUUUCUUUAACCUGUUGUGUCUGAUGGAGCAUGUCGAUGUGAUACUGAAAUGGUACAGAAGACUCAUUCCAUCGUUGUAUUACCCAAACCCUCAGGGCCUGAAGGACCUGCUCCAGGCUCUGGACACAGACAGUCGAAUGGACCUGCUACCCACCAUUUGGAAAGAUAUUCGCUCUCUGGGACAUGACAACAAACUGGACUUGUUGGAGGAGCUGCUCAGCCUCAUGGCCCGAGACAAACACAGUCCUGAGGUGCAGCAGCAGUUUGCUCAGUGCGCUUUGGAGGUCAGGUCUGUCUUUGAGGGGGAGAGGGAGAGGGGGCGGAGUCUGGACUGGAGCUCGGCAUCUCUGAACCACGCCACUGCUCUGCUACUGAGAACUGAUGACAGCACUGCACAGGCCUGGGAGAUGCUUCAGCUGUUCAAGGCAAAGAACAGAGUCCCAUCAGUGGACGUGAUGGAGGAGUUCUUGUCAUGGUGCAUUGUCUCUGGUUCCUGUGACAAGGCAAUGGAGUUGGUUCAGACCUCAGCCUCAUUCUGUCUGCCCUGUACCUCCAAACUCGCAGAGAGGGCCCUGAAAGAACUCCGCCUCAGUGAAGAGCAGAGAUCCAUUUUAUCUGAACUGGAGUCUACAGCAGAGACAUAAGAAUGAAAGAGGGACGCUUUGUUCCAUCUUGUGAACCUACUGCAGAAACCCUGUUUAACACAAUACAACCAUCAUUUAGUGUAUUUAAAUGAAAAGUGUAGUACCUCAUGUGGAAUAAACAAUAACAGUGUAACGUACAACCACUAGAGGGUGUCAUCUCUAGAGGGUGUUUAAGGCUUUGUUUAUUUAAAAUUCUGUGGUUCCUAAAGUAAUUAUAUUUGAGCGGCCAUUUGUAAAGAUAGUUGGCUAUAUGUACAAAUAAGCCUAAAAUUCAUGCCUCCAAAAAUUUUGAAUGUUAGUAUUACAUCCUGACUAAAGACUUAAUCAAUCAUUGGUGUUACAUUUUUUACAAUUCACAUAAUAAAAAUACACGUCAAUCCUAAUUAAAUGUAAAUGGAUAAAAAGAUUACUUUAUCCAUUUAAGCAUGUUAUGUUAACUCAUUGAAUUUUAGGGACAACAUUUUCUUUUGACCCUAAGGAGACUUCCCUAUUAUUGUUUGUUUGUUUUUUUGUUUGCUUUUUUUUUUUUUUUUUUUAAAUACACCUGUAAUUAUAGCUCAGAAAGUUAGGGAGAGCUAAACCUGCCAACAUUUUAAGAUAAUUCUUAAUAAUAGAUAAUAGAACUUUUUAAAUCUAGUCAUCAAUACUUUUCAUGAGAAACCUGAAAACUUAAAAAUGAUUCCAGGCCAUACUAGUGUCCAUAAGUUCUGCCGACUGCACACAUGAAA